AUGUACCUUACCCUGCCAGUCCCCCCCUACCUCCGUAAAUUGAUUAUUACGUCGGGUCCCUCUCUCUCGCUCGCACUCACCCCAGCUGUUGCUCUGACGCCAGUCAGCUUGUCCACCUUCUCGACACCUCCGACAGAGUCCUCCUCCUCCCAAACCCGCAACACUCCUCACCUCUCCACGAGCUUGGCACCAAAACAAGAGGAACUUUACGACCGCAUUGCCAGCUUUGAGAGCGGUUCAACAACGCAAAAGACGGCGCUGAUGGCUUCGACAUCGCAAGAACAACCGCAGAAUGGCGCUGCUGUAGACCCGGCGCAAGCGGCCCCAGCCCCGGCCGCCAGGAAUGAGCUUUCCCUCCGCUCAAAGAGCAACAUGUCCAUUCCUCCGCCGGGCCAAUCCUUGACGGGCAAGCAGGAACACUACCUCAAGCGCGAGCUGAUUUCAGAGCAAGUCAAGUACGAAAUCUCCGAGCUCAACUCCCCCACGGCCCUCAAGCGAUUCGGCGCCCCCUUUAAAUCUGACGUCGGAGAGGUCUCUCCUCUGGACUCGGAGCUUCCCAUCUUGCGCUACAUCUUUGUCCAUCAUGUUCGCGAUUUCCCCUUCCUCGACAAGGCCCGAGAGAAGGAGUUCUGGCAGGACAAGCUCCAGGUGUUCCUAGAAUCCUUUGCGACCAAGAACAUUUCGUCCUCCGAAGAUAGACUAGAAGAGACCAAGCGGCGCAAGCUGGCGAUUAAAUGCCAGAAGCUUGUCGAGCUGAUGAUGGUGUCCGGCUGCAAGACGUCCUCCGGUUUCGAGGAGAGAAUACGCUUUUCCGAGAUCGAGGUCGUAGACAGCAAUGCCAUCGACACGGGUGUCCUGAACGCUCUGCCCGAGGGCAACUAUAUUAACGGUUGGGAUGUCAACAUUGCCGCCGUCAGAAUCACGACGGAGAGGAAGACCAUUCGAUCGCACAAGCACGCUGAGUUCAUCAUGCGUAUCCAUCGCAAGGGCGAGCUCGAGUUCUUCAUCGGCAGGCGGUACGGCGAUUUCGUAAGGCUGCAUAAGAGGUUACGCCUUGAACUCCCGGGCAAGGUUCUGCCCACGUUGCCCAAAAAGAACAAGUCGGACACAACGACUUCCGGGCUGUUCUCCUCCCUGACCGGUGGCGGCAGUCCUGAUUCUUCUGCAUCGUCCGUGUCGUCCGUGUCGACUAUGAUGACUGGCCUUACACCGCAUGACAAGGAGCCCUCCAAGUUGUCGGUGCUAGCCUCUACCACCUCCGGUCGCAACUCACCUCGCGUAUCCACUGACAGCAGACCCAAGAGCCCCCUGCCAUUCCACGGAAAGAGACAUGAGCAGGUGACGUUGUGGCGUGAGAGCCAGCGCGUCUCUCUCCGAGCUUUCAUCCGUACCCUGCUCUCGAACCCUCAGAUCGCGCAAACAAAGGCCAUGGAGGAGUUCCUCACGAGGGACCCGAUUACACCGACCGAUGCCGACAUUGACGACAUCGAGCGGAGAAAGGCGGUCGAUGCGAUGCGUGUAGAGGAGCAGAAGAAGUUUUACGAGAUUGCAAGGAAGCGCGCCGCUGAGCUCGACAUAUACAUGGAAGAAUUCCGUCAAGAGAUCGUCGAGCGCAAUGGUCUCACAUCGUUGUUCAAGGAGAUCAAGGACAAGGAGACCAUUCAGGAUCUCAGCAUCCAGUACCGAAAGUUUGCCGAGUGGCUCCGGAUUGAGGUUGCUGCAACGAUAUACCACCUGUUCCUUGCGGAGGACAACUCUCCCGAGCUGUUCGCUCAGGCGAAGAGGAUCCACUCGCUCAUCCCGUAUACCGUCAUCAAGAAUGUCAUUAGGAUUGCCAACCCAGCUGCCGUCAUGUCUGGCGUUUUGGAUAUCUUCCUGGCACAGCCUUUCGGCACUCGCUCGCUACUGCAGCGCAUCUUUUCGCUUACUCUCAACGACGGUAUUAAGAGCUUCCAGAGAUCCAUCGACACUCUUGCCGCUAAGAUCGGCGACGAGGCUUUCACGAGGAAGCUGAAGAUGUACACGGAGGCAGAGGAACACAUCAAGCUCGCUAUUCGGGAAGAGGCCGCUGCCGAGGAUAUGGACCUGAUUGUUGUCAUUCUGCGCUCUGACUUCCUUGAGCCUAGUCUGACGUCGGAACAAAUUGGCCGACUUUACAAUGCCUACGUGGCUUUCAACAACGCUGUCGAGAACAUUGACGAGGAGCUGAAGCAGGGUGCUCAACUGUUCUCUUACCUCAAGCAGUUCUUGAAGCUCUGCACCAGGCAGCACGACAAGGCCAUGAUGUUGCAGCUUGUGGAGGAGCCGGUCACGCUCCAGCUCUUCCGCGACCUCUUCACCAUCUUCUACGAACCCCUCGUCCGGGUCUACAAGUCAGCCAAUGUCUACAGCAGCGUUACUGACUUCGCUGUGUUCAUCGAUGACAUGAUUCAGGCAUUGCAGGUCGUGGAGAAGUGCCAGGAGCAGGAUGCAUCGGCGGACCCGAACCAGACCGUGCAGGCGUUUAUUGAUCUCUGCCAGAGACACGAGCACAACUUUUACAAGUUUGUGCACGAGGUCCACACUCACGACAACGGACUCUUCGACCAGUUGAUGGGCUGGAUUGAAGACAUUCUGGAAUUCCUCAGAAAAGGCCCCAAGAAUGGCACUUUGAAUAUCAAUGCGCUGUUCGAGGGAGGCGUUAGCUCGGGCAUCAUUGAAAAGGACAAGGUCAUCGACGAGGUCAACCAGCUCAUCGCAUGGCAAGAGGCCAGGAAGAAGUGGCACCACGACAAGACGCGUCAGAAGAUGGCUGCUGAAGGAAACGGAGGUCCGGACCUUGCGCCCACGGGCUUCUCAUCGUCAGACUUCGGUCUUGACCAGAUGGACUUGGAAGACAUGGCGUAUGACGACGAUGAUGAAGAGGAAGAGGACGCAGAGGAGGAGGACGAGCUCGACCCUAUUGAGGCCGAGCGCCGUCGUCGUGCCAAGAGACGCGAUAGGCUUCGCCGGAGCGCCGGCGAACCGGCCAAGCCGCCCGUGUCCGAGGUUCACAAGCUCAAGGAAAACUUCCUUGUCAUGUUGCGUGAAGUUCUUGCCCAGUAA
Molecule: messenger RNA, 3084 nt
Organism: Colletotrichum spaethianum
Lineage: Eukaryota; Fungi; Ascomycota; Sordariomycetes; Glomerellales; Glomerellaceae
Product: PX domain-containing protein YPT35
Exons: 7
Coding region: 1-3084 (1027 amino acids)
Molecular function (GO): phosphatidylinositol binding
Source: RefSeq, a predicted model, not a curated record